Messenger RNA from Lolium rigidum, 2302 nucleotides. Its product is annotated as myosin-binding protein 1-like. Lineage: Eukaryota; Viridiplantae; Streptophyta; Magnoliopsida; Poales; Poaceae. The transcript has 3 exons. The record is from RefSeq and is a predicted model, not a curated record. Bases 110 to 1951 code for a protein of 613 amino acids. Gene Ontology annotation, molecular function: myosin binding.
CUUCGGGUGCCUUCGUGCUGCACUGCUGCCUCAACCAAGGAUUUCUGUUGCAGUUCACGUUUUUUCAAGCUAAGUACUGCAUAUGAAUUUUGAUGAGCAUUGAUCACCAAUGGCUCCGAAAACCGGUGCGAGAUCCCAGGACUUCUCGCAGCGAUUUUUGUCCUCGCUGUCCGAUGCUCUCAGUGAGCUCUGCGUGAUCAUACUACUCCAUGUGGCUGCUGCAGCUUCAUAUGCGGCCACAAGGCUGGCGCGCGUCACCAGACUAAAGGCGCCAUGCACGCUGUGCUCACGGGUGGACCAUGCACUCCAUGGCAAGGCAUGGUUCUCUGCGGAUUUGGUCUGUACCGCCCAUAGGUCAGAGAUAUCAUCUCUGGCAUAUUGCACAAGUCAUAGCAAUCUUGCACAUUUUGAUGACCUCUGCAAAAGAUGCCUUCCUUCAUGCACCACCACCGAUGAGGUUAACUCUUGGCCCAGAUCGAGAUCUAGACGUCUGUGCUCUUGCUGUUCGGAGCCAUUCAAGAAGACACCGCAGAAUACGAAGAAGCUUUGUCAAACUGCAAACAAUCCUGCCAUACCCAAGGUUGUAUCAGAACAGGUUCCUGCAGAUCAUUCAAAAGAGAAGGCAUUUGUGGUAGAUAUUGAGGAAGUCAGCGAAUCAGAUGGUUCACUAGGAACAUAUGAACAAUCUACAAAGGACAACAGUGCUUCUGUGAAUGUUGGAUCAACAACAAAGCCAGCACCCAGUGGAUCUGCCGUGCUUUCGCGCAUCUUCGUCGACCGCAACAGUAGCAUAAAGAACACUUUUAUUAGUAGGAUCAACAUGCCAUCUCCUCGUCCAUCUGAGAUAAUCUCUGCCAGGGAUAACAAUUCCACCACUCAACAAGAAGUGAAGGCAUUCCUUACUCAGAUGUCCUCUGUAAGGGGCCUUGACUUUUCUUGGACUGAAGGAACAACUAGUCCUGAUACUAAUGUUCAGAACGAUGAAGGGAAUGGUACCGGCAGGAGGCCAUCCCUCGAGAGGAAUUACUCCGUACUGGAGCCAUCAGAUGCGAACCUCGUCACCGGUGAAUCUGAAGGGGAUAUUGAGAGUUUGAAGCGGCAGAUUGAGCUCAACAAGAAGUCAAUGGUUGUCCUUUACAAGGAGCUCGAUGAAGAAAGGAGCGCUUCGGCAAUUGCGGCUAGCCAGGCAAUGGCCAUGAUCAACAAAUUGCACGAGGAAAAGGCUGCGAUGCAGAUGGAAGCACUGCAAUAUCUUAGGAUGAUGGAAGAGCAAGCUGACCAUGACCAUGCAGCGAUUCAGAAUCUACAUGACCUGCUUACGGAGAGGGAGAAAGAAUUACUUGACAUGGAUUCCGAACUUGACAACUGUCGGAGGCUACUCCAGCAUGAGCAAUUCUGUGGUGGAAAAUUUGAUGAUACGAUGGAAAAUACAAGUGGAUAUGAUAGGAAUGUGUCAUUUGAUGCCUUGAAUGGCUCAUCGCUGUUAGUUGAUGUCUUGCAUGGAUCUGAUUUCAUGACGAGCACCAUGUCAGGUUUCGAAGAAGAGAAGGCAUACAUUUUGCAAUCUCUGAGCAGAUUGGAGGAAAAGUUUUGCAUUUCUACAGACAGGCUAGCUUCUGAUGAUGCCAAAAACAAUCAAGAGGACAGAUUGUCCAGAGAUCAGACAGGGGAUCAAUCAAUUUCUGUUCAGGAAUCAGUUGAGAACCACAAGGAUGAAUGUUCAUGUUCUCCUUUCGACAAUGACAAAAUUAGCAACAUAACGAAUCUCAAGGAUGAAAUUUCUCUAUUGGAUACGAGAGUUAGGGCGCUUGAAGAUGAUCAUGAGUUUCUCAAGAGGGUACUCAGUUCCCUCAAAGGUAGCACCGAUGGGCUACAGUGUGUACAUGAGAUAACUGGCCAUUUACGAGAGUUGCGAAGAGUUGCGGUUCAACAAAGACAUGUUUUGUCUUGAGCAGUUCUUCUCAUGUGGAUAUCUACAAUAGCCUGGUGAUGAUGGUGCUUCCAUUUGGCGCCCAACGGGGUGUCGGUUCUGCAUUUUUCGUGUUCUAAAGAUCCAAGGUACAGAAGCGAGUGCAAGAUCAUCUAAUGUUCUCUGGUCCUGAGUGGCUAAAUGUUGAAGGGACCGUCACACUGAUCAAAACACAUGCAUCUCCUGUGCUAACCUCCUCGUUGUUCUUUCUGUCACCUCUUCAGCAAGAUUACUGAUACAAAAAAUAACAUUUUCUGUAUGCUGAUCUCACCUGGCGAGUGCGGAAAUUAGGAGCAAAUCUGUAACUGUACAUGUGACGAAAUGCUUGCCGGU